Bipolaris oryzae ATCC 44560 is the source of this 1044-nucleotide messenger RNA. RefSeq lists its product as uncharacterized. The transcript has a single exon. The record is from RefSeq and is a predicted model, not a curated record. The coding region runs from base 1 to 1044 and encodes 347 amino acids. NCBI's taxonomy places the organism in Eukaryota, Fungi, Ascomycota, Dothideomycetes, Pleosporales, Pleosporaceae.
AUGAACAACUCGCCGCUAACAACCAUUAUCGAAGAGACAUCGAGUGCAGGUACAACAACAACCCAGGAACCUAGCUCUACGCCUCCUGGAUCCGUGCAACAGGAGAUUGUACCUGACGACACAGACGAUUGGCAUUGCUCGGAUUUCUUACAUUGUCUUGGAGCGGGAGAUCCAGAAGGAAUUGUUCAGUGCGAUGCCGCUACUGAGCAAGACUGCCCAGGGUUAGCAGCAUUACUUUUACCAACACCAAAUUCUUACGUCAACAAUGGUAUUCACGCCGGUGAACAUCGAACCCGGACUUGCGGUAAUUGCAGACUACACGAAGGGCAUCCUUUAUAUCCAAACAGGCUUGCACUCAUUGAUAGUGAUUCUAACGUUCUACCUGGAAGCGGAAUCCGCAGCCAACUUUGUCGUAGUUGUAUCUACGACGAAGUAGAACUAUACUGGUUACGUCAAGGAACAGCCCGCCCCACGAAUGCCGGGUCGAGUCCGCAUAUACGACAAUGGCCUGCACCCAACGGUAUUCAGAACCUUUGCAUGUGUGAAGGAUAUACCAUCAACUUUUUCGGAACUUCCUGUUGCCAUGCCUGUCGCGAUGCGGCCUUCUUUCACUUUUGUUACAACCCCUUUCAGAUGACUGAAGACGUCCUCCACAGCUGCACCCAGCCCGUUAUAAGAGGUGCCCGGAUUUAUGUCAACCAGGACCACGGACGUUCCAUGCGCGUUUCCGCCGCCACUGUCCUUAGACGUCGGGAUCAGGGUAUUGGCCGCAUGUGUCCUUGCGGCAAUAAGCCAAAACGGCCAACUCCACAGGAGUACAUCACAUAUUGCAUGGCUUGCUUGGGCGUCCGAAUAAUUCCUAAUUUUUUACCGCGAGACUUGCGACAAGGACCUGUCAUGGCUAGACAUGAGAGACGUCAGAGCCUAAGGAACAGGGGGUUUAAGAGGACAAAGGGGCCAGCGGCCGCACAGAGACAUCCAACGUAUAGGGUUAAUAUUGAGCGUGCAUGGCUAGCACCUGAUCCGGAUAUUGGAGGGACGUGA